This is a messenger RNA of Macroventuria anomochaeta, 1197 nucleotides long. RefSeq lists its product as uncharacterized. The coding region runs from base 466 to 1197 and encodes 243 amino acids. The transcript is spliced from 3 exons. NCBI's taxonomy places the organism in Eukaryota, Fungi, Ascomycota, Dothideomycetes, Pleosporales, Didymellaceae. The record is from RefSeq and is a predicted model, not a curated record.
CAGCCAUAAGACCACAUCCCUGAUUUAUAGCAACCCUCUUCUUUUUGCGAUGAGUAAAGGGAAUCUCUGAUCAUCGUAUCCACCAGCCUCAAUGAACAAAACGUGGCUGGGCUCGUUAGACCGACAGACACCGUCGAGUAAGCGGCGCGGCCUGAUCCAGUCAAGUCCAAGCCUCAUGAAGCGUUCACCGUAUCCAAUCGUCCGAAAGGAAACCCGCUAUUCAAUUUAAGCAUGGCGCCGGACGGCAAACCGCAAAAGGCGGAUAAACAAGUGCAGCGCCUAGGCAUGACAAGCUUCGCUGUUGGUGUCCACGAGCCCAGGAAGGCUGGCAAGCAAGAAAUGGUCCCUUGUGAGCGCAUUUGUACUUGAACGUCUUCAGGCCCUUGUCCCUGCCCCUGGUCCUUUCCUGCCUCCUGCGUUAUCUCAAUCACGGCUACAUCUGCAGUGCGACAGGACCGAAUCGCUAUGGAAUACCGGAACUUACUCACUUUGGCGCUUGUGCCGUCGAUACUCUUCUUGCUUCUGUCGUUGGUUUCGGUGGCUUUGACGACGCACUACUGGAUCAUCGGCGAUUGGAUUACACCUAGAGGAGUGAAAGUACAGACCAGCACGUUCAACGACCGCACCCAGUCGUACACAAUCGACGAAACUAUCGUCUACUUCACGGAAAAUGACACCGAUGCGACCAUCGUUUCUGGAUGUCUAUGCCUGACCGCCGCUGUCGUGGCGCUCAUUGCAUGGGCGCAACUGCGAAAGCCGGGCAUGGAUACGCAAUUCGCAACUAACAAACGCCGUUUCUGGAUACUUGCUGUGGUCGUGACAACCCUCGUUGGCGCUGUCACUGCGCUAGUUUCCAUCAUUCUCCAUUACACCAACAAGGGCGACGAUGUAUUCGGCUGCAGAUCUGAGACACUUCAAAUGGCCGGAAAGUUCAACACGAACAAGUACUGCACAAGAGAAGUAGCCGCUUGCAACUUCCUCCCCAAGUAUUUGUCCAAAGGCGACAAAAGUAGCGCUGCACUGGGAUGCGCCGAGGCAAUUACCGUCAAAUGGCUGCAGAUUGCUCUGAUCUUCCUGGCGCUUCUCGUCCUUAACCUAUUCGCGGUGCAAGCAUGGCUGCGAAGGAAGACCCGACCAACACGAAUGACCGCAGCCGAGAAGGAACCGAUGCCCGUGGACUCGAACGAGCGCUUCUAA